Messenger RNA from Numida meleagris (helmeted guineafowl), 1030 nucleotides. Its product is annotated as serine/arginine repetitive matrix protein 1-like. Lineage: Eukaryota; Metazoa; Chordata; Aves; Galliformes; Numididae. Bases 248 to 1030 code for a protein of 260 amino acids. The record is from RefSeq and is a predicted model, not a curated record. The transcript has 2 exons.
AAGGAAAGACAUUUCUGGUGCAGAAAAGGAACCACGUAAAGUGACCACGGGAAAGGCAUCAGUGACUCCAGCAACAGUAAAGCGUUGCUAUCUGAACCCUCUAAAAGCUAACACCUACACUGUCACUCCCUCAGUUCCCUCUCUGACAGCACAGGGAGGAUGUGUGCACCCCACAGCUCAGUCGUCGCCCUGUUCCAAAGGGCGAUGCGCCCACCGGCCGUCCUGGGGAUGCAGAACAGGAUUCGGCAUGUGCGGCGUCGAGGCGCGCAGACACGGUGACAAGAUGAGCAUUUGGUGGAAAGGAACUGGUGACAAAAGCAAUGUGUUUAAGCUCACGGAGGCAGAACCCCAUCUCUCCAGCCUUUACGUAAGUACCGCCAGCCCGUCCGCACUUCUCCACGGCAGGGAAACGACUCGGGCAGUUCGGAGGUGGGAAGGAGAGCGCUGGGAACCGCCGGUUUGCACCGUGCUCCGGGAGGGAUGUGACCGUCGGUUCCCCGGGGCUGCCCUCCGCGAGGGGCCAGCUGGGCUGCCCGGCUCCCGGAGGGCGUUCAGGUGCGAGGCUGCACCCGGCGGUGCCGGCUCCCGGCGGAGCCCCGCAGCCAGCAGCCGAACAAAGAGGCACGGACAAAGAGCGCCGUCCCCGCGCCAGGUACGCGAACGGGGAGAAGCACAGGGCACCGAGACAAAGCUACGCCGUCCUCCCGCGCACCCACCCGACCCCGCGGGACGCCGACCCCGGCCCGCACUCACCGCCACCGCGCAUCCCGCUGCCGCCCGCCACUGCCGCCCCGUCCCGGCCCCGCGCCGCCGCCGCCGGGAGCCGCCCCCCGCACCGCGCAGCACAGCCCAGCGCAGCCCAGCAGCCGGCGCCGCCCCCGGCGGGGCUCGGCCGUGGGUACCCCCGCGGGCGGAAUGGUUCGCUCCCCGCAGGCUGGGGUCGCGGCAGCGGGGCAGGCGAAGAGAAGCCGGAAUAGGGGGGUGGGGCUGGGAGGAGGCGAUCGGGAGAAAAGAGCGGAAAAGGCGAUAG